CAGUGCCUUACUUUGAAAAAAUGUUUGCAAGUGAUUGUUUGGAAUCAAAAGAAAACAAAGUUAAACUGGAUUUUGAUGAACGCGUGUUCAAUGCUAUCUUCGAUUGGAUACGUUCUGGAUCGUUCUUUAUCCAAAUGGAAUAUGUAAUCAGUUUUUAUGAAGCAGCAGAUUACUUGAUGAUAAAUGAACGCUCAUUAGAACCAUGUCUUUCCUACUUUCACGAAAAUUUCACCAUUGAUCACCUCACAGUUGUGCUACCUCAAGUUACCAAAGUGUCUAAAAUCUUAACUUCUGGAUCUCUUAACAACAUAAUUUGUCGCUAUUUCUUGCUAAUCGCCAAUACGGAUAUUUUCUUGGAUUAUCCCGUUGAGGUAGUUGAAGCUAUUCUGAAAUUAGAUUUGAUGGUUCACUCUGAAUAUCAAAUUUUUGAAUCAAUCAUGAAAUGGGUCAAUGAAAAUGUAAAGUCUCGAAAAGAUUCACUUCCACAGUUCGUUGGCAUUGUAUGAAUCCUGAUGAUAUUCUAGGAUAAAGAAUAAUGGUUUAAUCAGAGCGAUAAUAAAUUUCGAUGAAAUUAUAUCAUGUAAUGGUGCAAUUAGAUUCAAUAGAAGUGAUCAAAGCUUUUUCAUCACUAUCCAUCAAAAAGCUGAUGCAACUUUGCAAAUAAAAGUAUUUGAUGCUGAUUUCUUCAGUUUGGCGAAUGGCGAUUUCAUUCAAGAUGAUUCUAUGUCACUUGAAUUUGUUCAUGGAGAACACAUUUCAGAUAUUCUGUCUGAUUCCGGAACAAAAGUUCGAAUUGAUUGGAUUAAAAAGACAUUUCGAUGGCUUGACUUUAAAGUUAAGGGUAAAACUUACUACAGCAACUUAAUUAAAUUCAUUGUAGAGUUUUCAGAUGAUCUCAGAGAAAUUGAUUGUUAUUUGGAAGACAAAGAUGCAAAGCUUCCUGAUUUCAUUUCCACUGAAGAGAAGCUGCUCGUUGAAUCUAAUGGUAAAUUCAUUUUGAUUGGUAAAACUGAAGGUGAAAAAGAGUGGUUCGGCCUUUUCCCGGUUAAGGAUCUUAGCUGGUUCAAUAAUUAUAAAGCUCACAAACAUUCUUUCCAUGCCACUGUUUUGGAAAAUACUAUUUAUAUAUUGACUAAAGAUCUGGAAUUUAUUCAGUUUGAUUAUGAAACUAAAUGCUUCGAAGUGAAUGAUGAAUUGAAAGAGGAAAAAUUCAACUUCAAUGAUUUAAUAUUAACGUCUCAUGAAAAAAAUGCUGAAGUAAUUUUGGCCAACAAAUCAUCUGGAAAAGUUUAUGUGAUGAAGAAAAGUGGAUAGAGAAAUUCAGAAUAAUGAAUAUCAACUUAUCUACCGACAGCACCAGCUCGUAUUAUAAUAAGUUAGUUGCUUUUACGUCCACUUUUUUACCAAUGCAAUGCAUAGAGCCUUUAUACUAUGAGAAUAGCGAAGAUUCAAUUUGAACACUGAACAUACGCAGAACAUUCGAUGCUUGGUUACAUCAUUUUUCAAAAUAGUGAAUAAAUGUUUAGUUUACAAAAAA
Tetranychus urticae (two-spotted spider mite) is the source of this 1537-nucleotide messenger RNA. Its product is annotated as kelch-like protein 18. Lineage: Eukaryota; Metazoa; Arthropoda; Arachnida; Trombidiformes; Tetranychidae. The record is from RefSeq and is a predicted model, not a curated record.